Drosophila bipectinata is the source of this 2066-nucleotide messenger RNA. Its product is annotated as arginine/serine-rich coiled-coil protein 2. NCBI's taxonomy places the organism in Eukaryota, Metazoa, Arthropoda, Insecta, Diptera, Drosophilidae. The record is from RefSeq and is a predicted model, not a curated record.
ACCAUCUCUAGUUGCGAGCAAUUUAUUAUAAUUUUUUUUUCGGCCCCGGACGCAUUUUGUCGUCGAAAAAAUGGAGGCGCUGGUCAAUUACAGCAGCGAGGAGGACCAGGACGAAGCUGGCUACCAAAUUCGGGCACCACAACAACAACAGCAACAGCAACUGAAAAGGGCCAAAAAGAAUAACAACAAUGACUUGAGCAGCGAUGCUGAUGGCGAUGCCAGCAGAGACAGCGGUAGCGCCAGUAGCCCGCCUCAUAAAACCAAAAAUUUUGGAUUUAAAACCAAACAUAAUAGACCCAUCCAACAACAACAACAACAACAACAGCAGGAAGAACAACAACAACAACAAUCGCAGCAUAAUCAGCACCAACACCAACAGUACCGCAACAAUAACAAUUCUCCACUGUUGCAACAAUUGCAAUUGCAACAACAUCACAGGAGCAGCAGCAGUUGCAGCAGCCGCAUCCGUAUAGAUGAGGACUCCCAUCCCAGUCGCCCGCGCCAGGAGCGUGACAGAGAUCGCGAAAGAGAGCGGGACAGGGAUAGAGAACGGGACAAGGACAGAGAACGGGAACGAGAUCGUGACCGAGACCGUGACCGUGACCGAGACCGUGAGCGGGAACGUAACAGGGAUCGCGACAAGGAUCGUGAGCGGGAAAAGCGAGAGCGAGAUGUGGAACGCAGCCGUGAUCGGGAUCACAAUAAGAGUGACCAUCGCCAUUAUCGAACCAAAGAGAGCAGCAGCAACAGCGGACACAAAGAGCGCGAGCGUGAGCGCGACAGAGAACGGGAUCGUGAUCGUGAUCGGGAACGCGAUCGUGAUCGUGAACGUGUUCGCGAUCGUGACCAUGAUCGAGACCGUGACCGUGACCGCGAUCGCCGCCGGUCGGAGAAAAGCAGUCGCCAUCAUCACAGCGGCAAGGACAAGGAGCAGCGCAAGGAACAUCAUCACAACCACGAUCGCAGUCGCCGGCGUCGUGGUGACUCUCGUUCGCGCUCUGGUUCCCGUUCCCGCUCGGCCAAUGACACGCCCCCCGCCUCACGUCGUCGCCACUACCGCUCCAGAUCUCCCAGAGACGAACAAUCUGCCGGAACGCACCGUGGUAGCGGUGGUGCUCACCUGCAGGGCAGUGGCGGAGUCACUGGUGGAUCCUCGUCAGUGGCUGCCGUAGCACUGGCAGCCGCUAAUGCAGCAGUUGCUGCCAUGACAUCAGGCUCGUCGAUCGGAACAGCGUCCGGAGGCGGUGGAUUGUUGGCCGGAGGAGGCGGUGGACUGGGAGGAGCGGCCACAGCUGGCGGCGGAGGACUCUUGCCGACGCCCAACUAUGCACCCAAAAUACCCUCGCUAAUGUCCCUCGAGCUGAGCACUCCGCAGUCGGCCUUGGAAACCCCGAUCCAGUUGCCCAGCUACUAUAAUCCUGGAAUUAUAAACGCCAACCGCUAUGCCGAGCAGCAGCAGAAGCGCAAGCUGCUGUGGGGCUCCAAGAAGAGCGAGGACUCGGCCAACAAGUGGGGCAAUGCUCACUUCUCCCAGGACUCGGACGGCAAGGUGGCCUCAAAGUUUAUGCGGCUGAUGGGCAUCAAGAAUGCCUCCGCCUCCAUGGGUGGCGAAGGCGAAGCUCACAGCCAGGAAGCCGGAGGAGCUGAGGGCGCGGGCAGCAACGGCAGUGCAACCGCUGAGGGUUCAGGAGCAGCGGUCGGCGGCGGUGGAGCGCCUGGAGGAGCAGGAGCAGGAGGAGGCGCGGCAACAAACGUGCCGUCGGAUGUCCAGUUGCGGCAGCGCAUGUUCUCCAACAUGGAGCAGCAGUACGAGAUGGCGCGAGCGGCCACGCACACGAUGCGUGGUGUGGGUCUAGGUUUCGGCUCCCAGCCACGUACUUUCUAAGGGGGGAGGGAAGGAGGGGGAUCAGGCAGGAGCAGGAGGAUCAGGCAUCGGAACAGGCUGUAAAUACAAUGCCACCACUCAACUCAUUUAGUCAUGUCAAGCUGUUGCCCUUCAUCCCUCAAAGUUUUGUUUGUGUUGAGCAAAUGUUUUUUGAUUUCCAAUAAACGUUGCAUGAGAAGAA